AUGCCAUGGAUGGCUAACUCGACUGUGACAAAGUCCGCUAUAUCUCCAAGGGCAUUGCCCUCUGCGGAAGUGACAGGCCAUGUUCGGAACGCGAGGGUAGUAUUUGAUGUUGCAUCAAUGUACACAGAACAAGAUUCGCAAACCAUCUAUUUCCUGUUUUUGAUCAAAGUCAUCGCACUCUUCAAUGCAGAUCAACACGACGAGGCAAACCUGCUCCUCAAAGAACUUAAUACCGGAUGUCCGAAUGCUGAUAACUCGUGCAUAUCAUAUCGUGGAGGUAACGACAAUGCAUAUCUACGCAUUCAGCUCGGACUCAAAACCUUGGACAGCACACGUCACGACGAAGUCGCUGAGCAUUUCACUGCUGCUCUCAACUCCAGCGCUUUACCAUCGAAAUCUGGUGUUCAUGACAUUUACGAGGAUUUGGUGGUGCUCUUCGGCUGGAAUCUCAAAUCAUUGUGGCUCACUGCACGCCAGAAACGGUGUGAUGCACUCCUUCAAGCAGAUAAACUUCUAGAUGCCAUCGAAUCAUACCGAUUCUUGAUGGGCGAUAUCGACGAAAAAGCGAAGGCCAGCUGCCUUCAAUGGUCUAACGGCAAGUCUAGAGUUCGAAAUGUCGAGCAUGCUGUGAUUCUUACCACCAUUUCACUCAGCUUUCACAAAAAAUGCAGCGCGCUAGUUCUUACCAGGGGAGAUGCUGCCCUCGCUACAAGCGAUUUUAAAAGGGCUAUUGACCUCUACUCUGCAGCGAUUGACCUAACUCCUCCAUCUGAUGCUGUCUUUGCAAAGCGUAGUCAGGCAAAGCUGGGGAAAAUGAUGUGGAUGGAAGCACUUCUCGAUGCGCAGAAGGUCAUCCGACUCAAUCCUUCAUCUCAUAAUGGGUACAAGUUGAAACACGCAGCGUUUCAUGGCGCCCAACGCUAUGAUGAAGCUAUUACGGCCUUUAAAACGUGGACGAAAAUUGGACGAUGCUCCUGACGCUGAGAAGCUACCAAUGGCUAGGCAGCUGGACCCGACUGCAGUUUGUUCAUACCCGCAUCGAGUACAUAAAUUGAAAAGCCUGGCUCCGACAAUCAAUUCUCUUCCAAUGAUGGAG
Suillus bovinus is the source of this 1096-nucleotide messenger RNA. RefSeq lists its product as uncharacterized. NCBI's taxonomy places the organism in Eukaryota, Fungi, Basidiomycota, Agaricomycetes, Boletales, Suillaceae. Bases 1 to 978 code for a protein of 325 amino acids. Gene Ontology annotation, molecular function: Hsp90 protein binding. The record is from RefSeq and is a predicted model, not a curated record. The transcript has 6 exons.